Impatiens glandulifera is the source of this 1149-nucleotide messenger RNA. RefSeq lists its product as uncharacterized. Gene Ontology annotation, molecular function: nitrite reductase [NAD(P)H] activity; 2 iron, 2 sulfur cluster binding. Lineage: Eukaryota; Viridiplantae; Streptophyta; Magnoliopsida; Ericales; Balsaminaceae. The record is from RefSeq and is a predicted model, not a curated record. The coding region runs from base 63 to 914 and encodes 283 amino acids. The transcript has 3 exons.
CUCAUAUCUCAUUCUCCUUCAUCUUUCUCUCUUCAGAAACCCAUCUCUCCACACUCUAUUUCAUGGCUGCGGCAGCCGGCAAGCUGGGCUCUGGAAUCCUUCCAGUGCCAUCGCAGUUAAUUACUCGACGGAAACCACCAUCACAGUUAACAAGCCGAUUAAACAAUACCGGCAAGGGAAACCCAUCAACAAUUUCCUCAUUCUCGGUCUCUUGCCGGAGUAGAAUCGCUUGCAAGGCCAGUGAAGUAUCGGUUGCUGAGGAAUCGGCAUCUGACGGGAGGAAUUGGAUUCCCGUGGUGCCUUUGUCAGCGUUGCCGAAAGGUGAGAGGCGAGUGAUUAUUCAGGAUGGAGAUACUAUACUGUUGUUAUGGUAUAAGGAUGAGGUGUUUGCAAUUGAGAAUAGAUCCCCUGCUGAGGGAGCUUAUACAGAAGGAUUGCUUAACGCUAAACUUACUCAGGAUGGAUGCAUUGUCUGCCCAUCGACAGAUAGCACAUUUGAGCUGAGAAGUGGAGAAAUAAAAGAUUGGUAUCCAAAGAAUCCGGUGUUGAGAGUCCUGACUCCUGUCCUAAGAAAACUAUUUGUUUAUCCAGUAAAAAUCGAUGAGCAAAACAUUUACAUAGGGGUUGGAGGUUCAAGGGCAGCUCAAGUGUCGUCAGCUGAGAUUGUUUUCAGUGGGAAGGCUCAACCAGGUUUCACAGCUACUGAUGUUAAUGUUGAGGAGGUGAGAAUGGUGAUUGAUGAGGCUACAGAUCAAGGGUUUGGUUUCAAUGAGAGGAAUGAGAUAAUAAAUGGGAAAGCAGCUGUUAUUGGAUUUCUUCUUCUUCUUGAUUUCGAGCUUUUGACUGGAAAAGGUUUGCUUAAAGGAACUGGCUUUUUAGACUUCAUUUAUUCAGCCUCAAAUGUUUUCAACUGACCCCAUUUCACCAUUUCCUUUCUUAUGAAGAUCUUCACAUUCAAUUAUAUAUAUAUAUAUAUAUCCUAUCCUUCCUUUUUAGUCUUGAUUCAAUGUCCUAAUGUCUGUCUAUGUUUCUAUUUUCUUUCUUUUUUAAAAGGUUAAAACUUGUAUUAUUAUAAAACAAAAGAGCACAUGUAUGUCCAUUGUCAAUUCCUUCAUAAAAGCUUAAAUACAAUUGUCUACUUCAAUUCAA